AUGGACCACCUCGCGUGGGGGCGGUGCAUCGGUGCCGGCACGUUCGGCCGCGUCUCCUUCGCCACGCACCUCCCCACCGGCACCCACUGCGCGGUCAAGACGCUACUCAAGUCGGAGAUUCUUCGAACCGGACAGCUCGCGCACGCCAAGUCGGAACUCUCCACGCUCGCCGCCUGCUCGGGUCACCCGCUCAUCGUCCGCCUGCUCGGGUGGGCGCAGGACGCAGCCGCGGUGUACCUCGUCAUGUCCUUCGCGCACGGCGGCGAGGUGUUCACGCACCUCCGCGCGUGCGGACGCUUCGACGAGGCGCGGGCCAGACACUACGCGUCCGAGAUCGCGUGCGCGCUCUCUCACCUGCACGCCGUGCACGGCGUCGCGUACCGGGACCUCAAGCCGGAAAACUUACUGCUCGACGCGCACGGGCACUGCGUCCUCGCGGACUUCGGGUUCGCCAAGCGUUUGACCCCAAACGAACCGAAGACGUACACCCUCUGCGGCACCCCCGAUUACUUGGCGCCGGAGAUUAUCACCCGCGUCGGUCACGCAUUCGCGGUGGACUGGUGGGCGCUCGGCGUGUUGAUCUACGAGAUGCUCGUCGGUGCCCCGCCGUUCGCGGCGCAGUCGGUGAGGGAGACGUACGCGCUGGCGCUCGAGGGCGGUGCGAACGUGCGAUUCCCGAGUAAUCUCCGAUUGAACGGAUCGUCGGACCUCGUGCGGGGACUGCUGCGCGUGGACGCGUCCGAUCGAUUCGGCGCCGACGACGUCGUCGCCGCGGCGUGGUUCGCGUCCGUCGACUGGUCAAAGACGGCGCGGGGCGAAUCGCGUCCGCCGUGGACGCCGCCUGGCGAGAGAGUCGACGAGUGCCCGACGAGUGCGUACCCGUCGGAGGUUCAAACGCCGGCGAAGAUGAGCGGGGCGUUGGUGCCGUGCCAGCCGCGGGGGCUUACGCGGGACGAGCUGGCGCUGUUCGACGACUUUUUCUAA
Messenger RNA from Micromonas commoda, 984 nucleotides. RefSeq lists its product with no specific name. The transcript is spliced from 3 exons. Gene Ontology annotation, cellular component: cAMP-dependent protein kinase complex. Gene Ontology annotation, biological process: peptidyl-serine phosphorylation; signal transduction. The record is from RefSeq and is a predicted model, not a curated record. The coding region runs from base 1 to 984 and encodes 327 amino acids. Gene Ontology annotation, molecular function: cAMP-dependent protein kinase activity; ATP binding. NCBI's taxonomy places the organism in Eukaryota, Viridiplantae, Chlorophyta, Mamiellophyceae, Mamiellales, Mamiellaceae.